AUGGAGCGCGGCAACCUGUACGACGGGCGCGAGCGCCUCCGUCCGGGCACAGGCCGCGCAGGCGGGGUAGACGCGCGGCCGGGGCGGGAGGAAAAGCCUGCGCGGCCGCGCGCGCCGAGCGCGGUGCAGUCGCCCUACCGCACGCCGAUUACGCCGGCCAGCUUCUACGGCAAGCCGGAGCGGGGUGGUGCGGCGCGCAAGCGCGACGCGCCGAGCGCGCCGUCGCCGAGUGCCAAGCAGCCCAAGAUGGCGUCGUCUCCGCCGCGACUGCAGCACACGCCGACGCGCGCCAGCGCGUCGCCCGCGGCCGACUCGAGCCCAGACGAGCUGAACCUCGCGCCGCUGCCGCUGCGUGCGCGGAUGCGGCCUAAGGACGCGCCCAGCACGCAGAGCCUUGCGAUUCCGCUCUAUGCAAUGUACCUCGAUGAGGGCUGGUACGCGCGCGACGCGCGCCUCGAGCUCGUGUCGUUUGCGAAUCACUUUACCGUGAUGCUCGGCGCGGACGAGUGCUGCAAGAUUGCUAUGCGCGACAUCUUUAACUGGACGAUUGGGGGGGAGGAGCACAAGCUGUUUGUUGUGUCUGUGCGGAAAGCGAGCCUUGCGUCGCUGCUGCGCCUCGCGCCAGGCCUCGAGCCGGAGGAGGGCAAAGCGCACGUCUAUUUCUGGGCGAAUGCGAGCUCGGGCUAUGCGGCCAAGCAGUGGGACGCGCUUAUCGAACGUGUCCGCGGCAGCGUCCUACAGCGGCCUGCGUCUGACCUCGGCGGGGCAAAGGCGGCUGAAUUGCAGCGCCGCCUCCAAGCGUCGGAAAAGCUGCCGAUGCGCCUUCCGUCGCCCAACGCCCUUCCUGCGCUUCUCCACGACAAGGCGACCAUUGCGCAGUCCAAGCCGAUUGCCGUGCGCGAGCGGCGUAGCACGCCGCAGUCGAGCCCGACGCCCGGCGAGAAAAAAGUGAUACCCCUGACCUCGCCCCCGUCGUCCCCCGAGCCGGCCGGGACGGUGGCGCGGCGGAGUGCGCGGCACACGCCCGCCGACGAGUCGCCCAGCGUGCCCAUUCUGCGGUACCCCGCCUCGGGGCCGUUUGCUGUAACGAUCCUCGAGUCGGAUCUGCACCGCCUCGACGCGGACGAGUUUCUGAACGAUACCCUGAUCGAGUUCGGGCUGCGCUACCUGCUCGAGCAGGUGCGCCAGCGCGACGAGGCCCUUGCGUCUCAGAUCCAUGUAUUCAGCUCUUUCUUCUUCCUCAAGAUGAGCGAGUUUCGCGACCGUGCCAAGUCGUACGAGCAAGUGCGCAAGUGGACCAACAAGGUCGACAUCUUUUCGAAAAAGUACCUCGUGAUUCCUAUCCACGAGCAUAUGCACUGGUACCUCGCGAUUGUCGUGAACCCCAGUGCAGUGCUCUCGGCGCCUUCCGACCCACAAUUACGCCGCUCGGCACGGAAUACACCCGACGUGGACGCGGCAAGCGCGUCGCCCGCACCGAGCGCCAAGAGCGCCACGCCGCCGGCCGGGCGCGCGGCAGGCACGCCGCCGCCCCAGGCGCCACGCCCUGCGCGUACGCCGACCAAGAUUGUGCCGGGCGAGCGGCGCGUCGCGACGCCGGAAAGGGCCCCGCCGCCCGAGCAGGCCUACGUCCUGGUCCUCGACUCGCUGGGAUCGAGUCACGGGCCGGUCAAGACACUCUUGCGCGAUUACCUCCGUCUUGAGGCGCGCGACAAGAAGCACAUCGAUGCAGACGUCGACCUGCGCCGCCUCGGUGACCCAGUGCACGUCGACGUCGACGUCGCCGAGCAGCCCAACUACUGCGACUGUGGACUAUACCUCUUGCACAACUUCCAGUGCUUUUUCUCCGAUCCACAGACCUACUUCCGCGACGCGCUGCGUUCACGCAAAAGCGCAAAUACAAAGGACACGCCACCCUCCGACCUGUGGCGCGCCGGCGACAUGGACCAGCGCCGCAAGCAUUGGCAAGACCUCUUGCGCAGCCUCAGCGAGGAGUGGAGCAGCACAUAG
Molecule: messenger RNA, 2010 nt
Organism: Malassezia japonica
Lineage: Eukaryota; Fungi; Basidiomycota; Malasseziomycetes; Malasseziales; Malasseziaceae
Product: Ulp1 peptidase
Exons: 1
Coding region: 1-2010 (669 amino acids)
Biological process (GO): proteolysis; protein desumoylation
Cellular component (GO): nucleus; cytoplasm
Molecular function (GO): SUMO-specific endopeptidase activity
Source: RefSeq, a predicted model, not a curated record